This is a messenger RNA of Trichosurus vulpecula (common brushtail), 2922 nucleotides long. RefSeq names its product GPALPP motifs containing 1 (gene GPALPP1). The record is from RefSeq and is a predicted model, not a curated record. The transcript has 9 exons. Lineage: Eukaryota; Metazoa; Chordata; Mammalia; Diprotodontia; Phalangeridae. The coding region runs from base 102 to 1175 and encodes 357 amino acids.
CCCAAAUUGGAACACCGAGAGGGACGUGCGCGUGCGUGUUGUGUGGGCUGUGUGUGUGUACCACUACCCGAGCAGGGAAGCCGGGCUGCCCUCGGGCCGCGAUGGCUAGGGACCUGAUCGGCCCUGCGCUGCCCCCGGGCUUCAACGCCCGAGGGACUGCGGAGGAAGAGCCGGACCUGAGUCCCGUCGCAGGACCAGCACUGCCCCCUGACUACAAGAGCAGUAGUUCAGACUCAUCAUCCAGUGAUGAAGACAGUGACUCUCCUUUGCCACACCAAGGGGGAAAGGAAGAUUCUGAAGAGGAGUAUGACACGGGUCCAACCCCAAGAAAACAGAGAAGAAGUCAAAAUGAAAAUGAAGAUGAUGAUGAUGAUGAUGAUGAUGACGAUGGCUUUUUUGGGCCAGCUCUUCCUCCUGGAUUUAAAAAACAGGAUGAUUCUCCACAGAGGCCAAUUAUAGGUCCUGCAUUACCACCUGGUUUUAAGAACCGAGCACAGAAAACUGGGGAAAACAGAGAUGAUUUAGGAGUACCAGCGCCAUCAUCUUUCAACUCUGAGGGAACAGAGAGCAGUGAAGAUGAUGAGGCCAUCAUUGGACCAAUGCCUACAAAAGGGCCAGUUGAUUAUAGUGUGACUAAAGAAUUUGAACGGAGAGCUCAAAAAAUGAAAGAAAAACUCACUAAAGGAGAUGAUGAUGGGUCCAGACCAGUUACAAGGGAAUCAUGGAUGACUGAGCUCCCUCCAGAACUGAAAGGUUUUGGUCUUGGCCCAAGAACUUUCAAGAGAAGAGCGGAUGACAAAUCUGGCGAUCGAUCGGUUUGGACAGAUACUCCAGCUGACAAAGAAAGAAAAGCUAAAGAAGCACAGGAAGCAAAGAAGCAAACCGGUAAGAGUGAUGAGGAACGUAUAUUAUCAGUAAGGGAUAAGAGAUUGGCUGAGCAGGUGUCUUCAUACAAUGAUUCAAAAAGAUCAGAAUCUCUUAUGGACAUACAUCACAAAAAAUUAAAGAACAAGACAGCUGAAGAUAAAAAUAAGCCCCAAGAGAGAAGGCCAUUUGACCGUGAUCAGGAUCUCAAAGUCAACCGGUUUGAUGAAGCCCAGAAGAAAGCUCUGAUUAAGAAAUCUAGAGAACUAAACAGCCGGUUUUCUCAUGGCAAAGGCAACAUGUUUUUAUGAUGCAUGUUUUUUACUGGCAGAAGAACUGAGUUCAAAGUUAAGAUUCCCAGCCCCGCUGUUAGCACACUGAGUCACUUAACUUUUCUUCCGCAAAACUUUGCUUGUUAACCAUAAAUAUUUGUAAUAAAAUAUUUUAGAUUUUAAGGUGAGAUUUCUGCACAAAGCUCUUUCUUACAGUUAGCAUUCUUCUCUCCAUGCUGGGGAUCACACAGCGCCUACCCCAGGACCAAAGGGAGGAUGUGCUUCCUACAUUAUGUAUUGAAGUUCUCACUUACCAUGACACUGCAUCCAACAGGUUGUUUUGUGCCACCUACCAGGCUUGAGCUGUUUUCUCUGAGCUUUCAGAGAUCUGUGAUUUCUUCAGGGUUGGUACUCCUGUCACUGAGGCCACCAGCGAUGCUUCUGGUCUUUGAGAGUUCCUGUGGUCAGCCUGAUGUGGAGCCAACCUCUCUCAACUUAGCUAAACUGGUCCUCCGAUAAAAGCUGCGCAGGCUGCUGCCAGAAGCCCAGAAAACAAAUGGGUAGAUGCAGAGAAGGAAAGGGUACUUCCUGUUGUGCAGCCCUGUAGAAGGCUUGUCGAAAUCCAGACUCUGAUACCAUGUCAGAGAUUUGGGCUUACCUGCACACUAAAAGUUAAGUUUAGGGACUUUCAACUGAAAAAGAGCCUUGAUUAAUGAGAUGUUUAGGAAGUAUUCUAAUAUUCUCUCCUGUUGACCUUAGCAUCUAACAUUGUCCCAGGGAACAUCUGACAUUGUCCAUAAUUCCAACCCUUUAAAUUAUGGGAAAAGCUGGUAGGUAAGUCAUACUGAUUCAGAUAUUCAUAUUUGUAUCUAGAUAUAUGUAAGUAAAGGGUUGUAUAUGUAUAAAUUUUUUUCUGGACUAGAAAGUAUAUGAUGUAUGAGUAUAGAUAAUAAUGCUGUUUUUGUUAGAUAACCAAACCCUUGUGUGUUUUAUGCUCAUACAUUUGAAUUAUCAUUUUCUUCCAAAUACCUGUCUCACUAACAUUUUUGGUCAUUGCCUGGCUUUGGUGAUUGUCAAACAAUAGCGUUUUGGGAAUUGCUAUGUAGAUUUUGUUGAGAUUAGUUGAUAGAAGUUCAUCUGUUAUUAAUACCGUAGGGCCUCAAAAUUGAUUAGUAGUUUCCAUAGGAGCCAUUUGACUGUAAAAAUAUUGCAGUAUUAAUACAUCUUUUUUUUUUUAAAACAAAACUGCUAAUUGUCAUGAAUGACAUGUAUUUAAAAGUAUUAAUACUUAUUUAACAGUAUUUAAGAACAUAGGACCUUGGAAGAUGAACUGUCAUUACAUAGAGAAACCAAAGACUGCUUUUCAAGCUGCUGUUAUCUCUUCCCCUUUUGUCUCUUUGGAGCAUUCAUACAGUUUGCUACAAGAAAUACUCUCCCUGUAGUCAUUCCUAAUAAGAAUUAUCAUGGAGGAAAAGGAUAGUCAGUCUUGCCCAUAAACUGAAACAAAUGGAGGUUUCUGCUCUAGCUCAUCAGUUUAUUUUGAACUUGCAUAUGAUGCCAUCAUGAGAUUUAAAACUCAAGUCAUAAGAGAUUAUCUUUCCUUCUGCAGGAAAGAUUAAUUUUUUUUAACUCAAAAAUCACUUCAAAUUUAUCCCUAGUGUGUAAUACAAAUAAGGAAAAAUAUGUAUGUGCUCCUUGUUGUUAUGAACUUUACAAUUAAAGAACUGUUUUUGAAAAAUGGUGUUCCCAAGAUGUGAUACUUAACCUGGAAAUAAAGGUUUGUUUA